UGUUGCGCCUCAGUGACGCUUCUGAUUCAUCCAUCUGUGUAGUCAACAAGAAACAUGGCGGAGCCGACGGUCCGUAUGUCUGGGAUUGUUUUAGCUUCUCUCAUGUUUCAGCAUGUUAACAGUGAUUCAGACGUGGAAGGACUGAUCCUCGGAGAGAGUAAAUUCGAGGAGCAGAUCACCAUCAGUGACUCUCAGGCGGACCACAUCCACAUCGAGGAAAUAUACAACGUACAGAAACACAUCGCCUGCCACAGACUGAACCAUUUCUACAACAGAGCAGGAGACGUGAAUACAGAUGCUGUGAACAAACUGCUGGCUGACAAUAAGCAGGAGCGUGUGAUUGGCUGGUACAGGCAGCGCAGGGACUCGGAGCAGCAGAUGACGCUGAGAGAGAAGUUGCUGCACGAGCAGCUGAAGGCGUCUCUGUCCAACCCUCACAUGAUCUUUGUGCUGCUGACGCCCAGCAGAGCGAGCGCUGCAGGCUCCACCCACAGGACGGAGUACGCCGCCUUCAUCUCACGCAGCAGGCAGUUCGUGAACGUCCCCGUGUUGGUGAAUAAUCUGGGUUUACUGGAGCAGCUGUCGUACUGGAAGGUGUCGGCGGCGUGCUCUGCAGCGGGUUACAGCGCCACCAUGAAGACACACAGCUCCAAGUUCUUCUCCUCCAAUGGGCUGCUGAGGGAGGUGGACGACAUGAACACCAUGAACGAGUCUCUGCAGGCCGAGCUGCAGAAAGCGUGCAGCGAGGUGGAGGAGAGUGAGCGUGCGGUGGAACGUGUGCAGGCUGAAGUCUCAGCUCUCAGGAGGAAACUGUGUGAGAAGAAGACUCAGAGCGCAACAGUCGCACACGAUCCAGUCGAGCAGACGAACGCGCUCCACGAGGCCGUGCGCGCGCUGUUCACGUGCUCGCCUCUCUUCCACACUCGCACUUUGACCCUGGAUGCGUUUCCUGUCCCCGCGCUCUGCUGCCGCUCGCCGCAGCCUCAGGAGCCGCUCGACGCGCCGCAGCGCGGCAGGACGAUCUGUCCAAAGAGGCCAAGAGAAGCGGCGGCGCGCGAGAGGAAACGCAGGAAAAGUAAAUCUUGAUGCGAGCAUAAGAUGACAGUUAAAGUAGAUGAUCUGCUCGGUUUCACUUUGAAUGAUAAACUUGUGGUUUUCAUAUCAUUUGUGAAUUGUAUAAAUAUGAUAAAGAUGUUCGUUUUCUAAAAAACAACUG
Messenger RNA from Cottoperca gobio, 1216 nucleotides. It is a transcript of the gene abraxas1, whose product is annotated as abraxas 1, BRCA1 A complex subunit. Gene Ontology annotation, molecular function: microtubule binding; polyubiquitin modification-dependent protein binding. NCBI's taxonomy places the organism in Eukaryota, Metazoa, Chordata, Actinopteri, Perciformes, Bovichtidae. The coding region runs from base 55 to 1086 and encodes 343 amino acids. Gene Ontology annotation, cellular component: nucleus. Gene Ontology annotation, biological process: mitotic spindle assembly; attachment of spindle microtubules to kinetochore; protein K63-linked deubiquitination. The record is from RefSeq and is a predicted model, not a curated record. The transcript is spliced from 9 exons.